Molecule: messenger RNA, 1777 nt
Organism: Daphnia pulicaria
Lineage: Eukaryota; Metazoa; Arthropoda; Branchiopoda; Diplostraca; Daphniidae
Product: centrosomal protein of 83 kDa-like
Exons: 6
Coding region: 197-1414 (405 amino acids)
Source: RefSeq, a predicted model, not a curated record
AAGUUCAAAACAAAUAGUACGUAACUUAAAACAGCUGAUUUUGAAGUUGCAAACUUGCAAUACUAUAUAUUCACUUCACAGUUUCACACUGAUCGACAAGGCGCGCGGCUAACAAGUAACAAGUAGAAAAGCACACCGCUAAGUCGGGGUAUGGAAAAUAUUAUCUGAAGACAUCCUGAUCCUGUUGAUAAUCGACAUGUCCACUCCCGUCAUUGGAGAUUCAGCUCAAGUGAAACUAACUGAAAUUAGCAAUUAUCUAGACAUCCAAGAUGGAGUUAAUAUGGUGUGGCCAACAGGAAUUCCCAAUCAACAAGCAAAUGAGCAGACAUCUUAUCUUGUAGUACCUCCAGUUCAGGAAACUUCGAGGCAGGUCCAGUUUCAUCAAUUUGUCAACUGGAGACCAGGGCAACCAUUGAAUUAUAAUAGUUCAUCUCAUCAGUAUUUUGCUGCUGCAUAUACCAGAACUCCCAAUUAUGUCAUGACUGAUCCAAGACGUAUACAGGGAAUGGAAACCACCAUUGAAUACUUAAGAGAAUUGUUGACAAAAGAAUUUUCAAAUAAUGUCAAAGAAAAAACAAUGAGAGAGGAAAUGAAGAAAGAACUUGAAGAAUUGAUUGAGAAAAACCAAUUUCUUCAAGAACAACUUCAAACAGCAGUUAUGUCAAUUAAAGAGUUAGAGUCUGAAAGAAAAGAAAUUAACUGUGUGUUAGAGGAUGUGCUGGAUGCUCAGAAAACUUUGUCUGCAAACCGUAAAGAACUCUUAGAUGCCCAAAGUGAACUAGUAGUUGCUCAGAACAAGAUCAGUGAACUAAACACCCUUUUAGAAUUCAAAGUGACUGAGUUAUCCCUAGUAAAUGAUGAACUUAUUGUUUCAAAUUUGUCUUUAGAAUCAUUAAAAGUUUCAGAGUGUGUUGAAAGCUCUAUGAGUGCUGAAGGAAAGGAUGUUGCGGCCUUAAAGGUGGAGUAUGAAUUGCUGAAAGAUGAGUUAAUUGCAACCACCGAAAAGAAAAAAAUUAUUUCCAAUCAAUUCAAAGAGUUGGGGAAAAAAUAUCUCUACAUGAUUGAAUAUUCCGGCGAACAAAUGUAUGACGAAUAUGAUGCCAAGCACGUUGAAUUUAUUCAAAAAUUGGAAAAUCUAAACAAUUCCGCGAGUGAAACGCAAUCCUCUGAAAUAAAAAAAACUCUAGCUUGUUUGCAGGGACAAGUAGAAUUGCUGGAGGAAUUCCGGGAGAACUUUCGGGUAACUAUUGAAUUGUUGAUGUGCAGAAUCGGUCAAGAAUUUGCCUUGGUGUCGGAUCUGAGCAUUCGAGCGCCAAAACCUUCAUUUGAAAUUCCUGUAGAAGAUUUCGAUCUGUUGUUCCAGUUGAUUUCGGGUAUUGGAUCUGUAGAACUUGAUGGCGAACUGAAUGCGUAAAGUUUUCGCUUACCAAAUUUUACAAUUUCCAAAGUGCCAACAAUGUCUCAUUAUAGACGAGAAUUUUCAUUUCGCCUAACAGUUGUCUCUUAGUCAUAAUUGGUUUGAUUUGCGUCAUUUUUAGAAUUUCAUAAUGGCUCAAACUUUCUCAAUGCUAUUUACGGCUGUUACUCAUUUGGUUAUUAGUGUGCCUUAAAACUCAGGAAGCAAGUUCAACGCAAUUCUAGUUUUUUUCUCAUUGAAAUUUGUUAGUUAAUUUUUUUUUUCUCUGAAACUCAGAUCAUUCUGUUAAUUUGAUUAUUUUUCAACUUUCAAAAUUUGCAACACUACCUCAUCAGGAAAUAAUACAGACAAUUAUUUGAA